This is a messenger RNA of Cucurbita moschata (crookneck pumpkin), 3221 nucleotides long. RefSeq names its product E3 ubiquitin-protein ligase UPL5-like. The record is from RefSeq and is a predicted model, not a curated record. Gene Ontology annotation, molecular function: ubiquitin-protein transferase activity; protein binding. Gene Ontology annotation, biological process: proteasome-mediated ubiquitin-dependent protein catabolic process; positive regulation of protein catabolic process; protein polyubiquitination. The coding region runs from base 199 to 2949 and encodes 916 amino acids. The transcript is spliced from 3 exons. Lineage: Eukaryota; Viridiplantae; Streptophyta; Magnoliopsida; Cucurbitales; Cucurbitaceae.
AUUUGCAGAAAUUUCGCAGUGGUUGGUGAUGACGACUCCGACGUGAACUAUUUCAAUUUUCUUCCCCUUUCAUUCUUCACGUUCUCUCCCACCUUCGCCGAUCGCCGCCCGCCGUACCUGCCUUCUAUCUAUUUAUGUGCUCCGGCUUUUCACGUUGAUCGGCCUUUUGUUUUACUUGGUGGUGGUGGCCCACCUUCAAUGUCUAUCGCCGAAUUUCCUGCCACCGUCGAACGGGUCCACAUCAACAGCGGUACUGCCGACGCCGAACACUGCCUGCUUAAUCGCCACAACUCUCAGGGUCACCGUCAUCAUUGCGUCUCGUCCAAGCGCAAGUUAGAUGACUAUGCUGCCAGUCUUGACGACGAGGACGAGGACGCUCCGUUGUUUGACUUAAUUUCUAUUAGAAUGAAGAAAGACGAAACGAGUGCGAUCGACUCCUCUUUUGACGGCCGGUUGGGUGAAGGAACUAGCUCCGACUUUGAGUAUCGGGGUUUUGAUGAUUCCUCGACCUCUAUGGCGGCAGAAACCUCACCAAAGCCCAUUCUCUCUCCGCACGAGUUGCAAUUUUUUGUCCGAACGAUGUCCGUCGGGAAUACUAUGGUAAUGCUCGCCAAUACUAACGAUACAGUGAUGUCGCUUCAUGAGCGGAUACAAUCUAUUACGCGCAUACCAGUUUUUGAGCAGAGGUUGAUAUAUCGGGGAAGGCAACUCCAGCACGAACAGUCACUACGCGAGUGUUCGAUACAGAACAAUGCCGAGCUGCAAUUAGUUGGUCGCAUGAGGAGCACGGAGCAUCCGAAAGCUUGGCAGAUUGUUGACGACAUGGUUUCAUUGGUUCUACGACUUUAUAGGGGGGAGGUUGUGUUUUCUGCUUCGGAAAUUCUCACUACCUUGAUGACCGAUUUCUUAAGUUUGGCUACGCAAACGGACUUAGAUCCGGCAAUGAAGCAACUCCAGGUUUUCUUGUCCCUUUCUGCCCCAGCAGCGCUAGUGAUGCUUUAUUUGUCUCCGAUUAAAGGAAAUACAGAUUGUGCUGAUAAUUUGAUUAAGCAUUUUAUGGAUUUGCUUUGUCAUUCAGUUCCCAAAUCGUUAAAAAAGUGCUGUGCGAUUAUAGUAUUAGAAUUUUGUAAUUUGCUUAGGAGAGAUACUCCGGAGGACAGUUUAUAUGUUUUAUGCCGCAGUACACUGGGCUCAUUGUUGGAAACUGAUGGCAAUAGUCGCGGGAUGAGAUGCUUAGAAAGUGUUUGGGGACCCAUCAAAACGCCCGAGCUUUUUCCGUUUGUUAAUGAACUGGCCAAUAAAUUGUCCAUCGACUUAUCCUCAAGCAUACGGUCUCCCACAAGUGCAGGGCCUUCUGUGACUGAUAUUAGUGAUUUUACAGCAUUUUUACUUCCUUUACGCAAUGCAAUUCCAGAGAAAUUGAGUUUUCAUGGCUCCAAGAAUGUGCCACUGGAUAGGGGAGGCUUUAGGGAUUCUUCUUAUGGAGAAGAGGGUGAAUUUCUUCAUAAUAUAUAUCUUAGUUUGUUGAAACAGAUGGAUAUAUGUCUUCAAGGAAUGGAAGCUUUCUUGACCGAUAAAGGAAAGGGGAACUGUGUAAUCCCCUACAUAGGAUGGUCUCAGUAUCUUCCAAUUCUAAAAGAAUUGAAUGACAUCUCCCUUCUUUUCCAGGGUCUUAAAGAAGAAUUUUGGGCAAUCAUGAGGCCAAGGAAAUCUUCUAUUUGUGAGCUCAUUAUUAGAUUUGCAAAGCGAGCUGAUGAUUAUUCGUGGAUUCUUUGCCACAAGGAUGUAAUAAAUUCUGAAUCUAGAAGACAUCUGUCAAUGCUUAUGUUUCCUGAGCCAACAGAGGAUUAUGAGGAACUGCAGGAAAUGCUGAUUGAUAGGUCCCAAUUAUUGGAAGAAUCUUUUGAGUACAUCACAAAUGCGAGUGUUGAGGCUCUACGUCAUGGACUAUUCGUGCUAUUCAAAAAUGAGGAGGCUACGGGCCCUGGUGUCUUGCGAGAGUGGUUUUUGCUGGUCUGCAAGGCUAUUUUUAACCCACAAAAUGCCCUUUUUGUUGCAUGUCCUAAUGAUCGAAGAAGGUUCUUUCCCAACCCUGUUUCGAAGGUGGACCCUAUGCAUCUCAGUUAUUUCAGUUUUUCUGGCCGAGUUAUUGCACUAGCUUUGAUGCAUAAUGUGCAAGUAGGUGUUGUCUUUGAUCGUGUUUUUUUCUUGCAAUUGGCUGGAAUGUGCAUCUCCUUGGAAGAUAUACGAGAUGCUGAUCCUUACUUGUACGGUAGCUGUAAGCAGAUUCUUGAUAUGGACGCUGAGCUUGUUGAUUCAGAUGUUUUAGGACUUACAUUUGCUAGUGAUUUCGAGGAGCUAGGGACAAGAGAAGUUGUGGAUCUUUGUCCUGGAGGCAAAGACAUGGUUGUCAAUAGUAAGAAUCGUAAGGAAUAUGUUCAGCUUCUCAUAGAGAACCGCUUCAUGAAAUCUGUCUCUAAGCAGAUAUCAUAUUUUGCAAAUGGUUUUACUGAUGUACUUGCUGAUAAACGAUCACACAAAUGCUUUUUCCAAAGCCUAGAGCUUGAAGAUCUUGAUUGGAUGCUAUAUGGGAGUGAAAGUCAAAUCUCUGUUGAAGAUUGGAAGGCGCACACUGAAUACAGUGGCUACAAAGAAACUGAUCCUCAGAUAUCCUGGUUCUGGAAGAUUGUGUCUGCAAUGACACCGGAGCAGAGGGUUAAUCUUCUGUUCUUCUGGACCUCAGUGAAAUACCUUCCAAUCCAGGGUUUCAAUGGCUUGGCUUCAAAGCUGUACAUUUACAAGUCUUCAUCGCCAUACGAUCAUCUUCCCUCUUCUCAUACAUGCUUUUUCCGGUUGUGUUUCCCUCCUUAUCCCUCCGAGUCGAUCAUGAAAAGACGCCUCGAAAUUAUCACUCAAGAGCACAUUGGAUGUAGCUUUGGUACAUGGUAACCCCCCUUUUGCUUGCUCGUGUUCCAGACUUCCAGUCCCAGUACAUUUAUGGUAUACUGUUGUCUGCACAUAUUUUUGUUCUUGCCUUGUACAGAAUCCAUAGAUACAAAUGUCAUACUUGUGUUCUGUGAAUCUGACUCCGUUUUAACUGUUCGAUGUCGUUCUGUUAAUAAAGUGUCAUUUCUGCUUUUGUCAAUGUCCAAAACUAUGCUACAGAAAAAAGCAAAAUGUUCUCUGCACUGACUCUUUGGGUCGAGGCUGUGUACAUGUUU